Molecule: messenger RNA, 2497 nt
Organism: Haemorhous mexicanus (house finch)
Lineage: Eukaryota; Metazoa; Chordata; Aves; Passeriformes; Fringillidae
Gene: SP1
Product: Sp1 transcription factor
Exons: 6
Coding region: 166-2433 (755 amino acids)
Biological process (GO): regulation of transcription by RNA polymerase II
Molecular function (GO): DNA-binding transcription factor activity, RNA polymerase II-specific; RNA polymerase II cis-regulatory region sequence-specific DNA binding
Source: RefSeq, a predicted model, not a curated record
CGGGCGGGCGGGGGGCGCUCAGCGCCCCCUGCCCAGGGCAGCCCCCGGUGCGGGGUGCUCGGGGUAAGGGCAGGAGCGGGGGGCGCUGCCCCGGUGGCCGGCUGAGGAUGAGGAGGCUCCUGAGCGCUGGGAGAGAAAGGACUCGACCAAGAGAGCACCGAGGAGAUGUCGGCUGUGAAGCCCGACAAGGGCGAAGGCGACGCCAGCAGCACGAGCAGCGCCGGCGGUGGGGAGGCCCAGGAGUCACAGCCGUCCCCGCUGGCCCUGCUGGCAGCCACCUGCAGCCGCAUCGAGUCUCCCAAUGAGAACUCCAACAGCUCCCAGGGCCAGCAGGGCGGGAGCGGCGAGCUGGACCUGAACGCGGCCGCCGCCCAGCUCACCCAGUCGGCCAACGGCUGGCAGAUCAUCUCGGCGGGCUCCAGCACCCCCACGGGCUCCAAGGAGCCGGGCGGCAACGGCGGCAACGGCGGCGACGCCUCCAAGAGCCGCCCGGUCAGCACCGGGCCCUACGUGGUCACCUCGGCGUCCGGCCUGCAGAACCAGCAGGUGCUGACGGGCCUGCCGGGCGUCAUCCCCAACAUCCAGUACCAGGUGAUCCCCCAGUUCCAGACCAUCGACGGGCAGCAGCUGCAGUUUGCCACCACCCCGGCGCAGGUGAACGUGCAGCAGGAUGCCUCGGGGCAGCUGCAGAUCAUCCCCGGCUCCAACCAGCAGAUCAUCACCAGCCGCGCGGGCGGCAGCAACCUCAUCGCCAUGCCCAACCUGCUGCAGCAGGCCGUGCCCAUCCAGGGCGUGGGGCUGGCCAACAACAGCCUCUCCGGGCAGACCCAGUACGUGGCCAACGUGCCCGUGGCCCUGAACGGCAACAUCACCCUGCUGCCGGUCAACAGCGUGGCCGCCAGCCUGGCCCCCACGUCCCAGACGGGCACCCUGAGCAGCUCGGGCUCGCCGGACAGCAGCUCCCAGCCGGCCACCUCGGGGGCUGCCAGCAGCUCGGGCAGCACGGCCACGUCCCAGGCCAGCUCGGGCGCCUUCUUCACCAACGCCAACAGCUACUCCACCACCACCACCACCAGUAACGUGGGCGUCAUGAAUUUCUCCACCAGCGCCACGGUGGGCACCAACGUGCAGGCACAGACCCCCCAGAGGGCCAGCAGCGUCCCCAGCUCGGACUCUCUGCAGACCCCGGUGUCGGGGGUGGCCCUGCAGCCGGGGCAGCAGAAGGAGGGGGAUCAGAGUCAGCAGUCACAGCAGCAGCAGCAGCAGCAGCAGCAGAUCCUGAUCCAGCCGCAGCUGGUCCAAGGAGGGCAGACAAUCCAAGCCCUCCAGACCACCCCGCUGUCCGGCCAGACCUUUGCCACUCAAGCCAUCUCCCAAGACACCUUGCAGAACCUGCAGCUCCAAGCCGUGCCCAACUCGGGGCCCAUCAUCAUCCGCACGCCCACGGUGGGUCCCAACGGGCAGGUGAGCUGGCAGACCAUCCAGCUGCAGAACCUGCAGGUGCAGAACCCCCAGGCGCAGACAAUCACGCUGGCCCCCAUGCAGGGCGUGUCGCUGGGCCAGACGGGCAGCACCAGCACCACGCUGACCCCCAUCGCCUCCCUGCCCAGCGGCACCGUCACCGUCAACGCCGCCCAGCUCUCCUCCGUGCCGGGCCUCCAGACUAUUAACCUCAGUGCCUUGGGAGCAUCCGGGAUCCAGGUGCACCAGCUGCAGGGGCUGCCCCUGGCCAUCGCCAACGCCCCCGGUGAGCACGGGGCCCAGCUGGGGCUGCACGGCGGCAGCGGGGACGGGCUGGGCGAUGAGAGCACGGCCGUGGAGGAGGGGGAGACCAGCCCCGACCCCCAGCCCCAGCAGGGCCGGAAAACACGGAGGGAAGCCUGCACCUGUCCCUACUGCAAGGAAGGAGAGGGCAGGAGCUCUGGGGAUCCAGGCAAAAAGAAGCAGCACAUCUGCCACGUGCCGGGCUGCGGCAAGGUGUACGGGAAGACCUCUCACCUGCGGGCGCACCUGCGGUGGCACACGGGGGAGAGGCCCUUCAUCUGCACCUGGGUGCUCUGCGGGAAGCGCUUCACCCGCUCCGACGAGCUGCAGCGGCACAAGCGCACGCACACAGGAGAGAAGAAGUUCGCCUGCCCCGAGUGCCCCAAACGCUUCAUGCGCAGCGACCACCUCUCCAAGCACAUCAAGACCCACCAGAACAAGAAGGGCGGCGCCGCCAGCGUGGCCAUGAACGUCUCGGCCGUCCCCAUGGACACGGCGGCCGCGGCCGAGGGCAACGGCGGCGCCACGCCCUCGGCGCUGAUCGCCACCAACAUGGUGGCCAUGGAGGCCAUCUGCCCCGAGGGCAUCGCCCGCCUGGCCAGCAGUGGCAUCAACGUCAUGCAGGUGGCCGACCUGCAGUCCAUCAACAUCAGCGGCAACGGCUUCUGAGGGGGAUGGCACCUCCAGCACCACCUCCACCUGAAGGCCAGAGCUAUAUAUAUAUAUUUUUUAA